AUGGUGUUCAAGUUGCAUGUGAAGUUGCCUGUUGCUCAAGAAGUGCUUGGUUUUCAUCAUGAACAGCAGUUGUAUUACUUCAUGCUUCCAAAGAAUCACAUCUGCACUUCCAAACUGCGUGCAAUUUUGCUUUCUCCAUACGCAACUGGUUUGAUAGUUAUGCAUGAAGUUAAUAAGAACUCCACCGUCCAUCUUUGCUGGAGCUUCCCCCCCACUACAUACAACCAAUGGCCUAGCACCCCAUCUCAUUGUCACCCUCAUUCGAGCUUUGGAAAUGCUCAUCCUUCUCCAGCAUCAUCAAUAAUAUUCAACCAGACUUGCUUGCUUAUAUAUGACAUCUACCAGUCAUGGGUGCCUCUGAUAGCUUUAGUCCAUCGUAUUCCAGCAGUUCACUUCCAAACUACCGGAGCUACUGCAUCUGCUUUCUUGCUUCGCCUGUUCAAAAAUCGCAAUGUUCAAUUUCCAGCUGCCACAAUUUUUCUGAGGGAGUUUGAAAUGAAGAAGAUGAUAAGUUGUGGGGAAUCCACAUUAAAUGAUGGCAAAGAUAAAGAACGAGUCUUUGAUUGUAUUGAUCUAUCUUCUGAGGUCAUCUUGGUCAAAAGUUGCAAUGACAUCGAGAGUAAGUACAUUGAGUUUCUCUCUGCCUUGGCUAAGAAAAAGACAAUUCCAGUUGGUUCACUUGUUCAGGACCCUAUUGAUGAUGAUGAUAAGAAUUCUAAGAUAAUGCAAUGGCUAAAUGAGAACCUCGAGCCUCAAGCAUGCGGGGAGAAAACAAGUGUUGAAAGAGCACUACCUGAAGGAUAUCUUGACAAAGUGAAAGGGAAGGGAUUAAUAUUGGAGGGAUGGGCUCCUCAGGCCAAGAUUCUAGCCCACCCAAGUAUUGGUGGUUUUGUUUGGAUGCCAAAGGCUGCGGAGAUAGCCAGAACAGUAGUAAUGGAGAACGCUGGAGAAGAUAUCAGGAAGAAAGCAAGAGAAUUGAGUGAAAGAAUUCAGUCGAAUGUGGAGGAAGAAAUCAGCGCUGUGGUGGAGCAGAGAUGGGCUGAACCAAGAACCAGGCUACAAAUUGUAGCCUAUUAG
This is a messenger RNA of Coffea arabica (coffee), 1077 nucleotides long. RefSeq names its product UDP-glucosyltransferase 29-like. NCBI's taxonomy places the organism in Eukaryota, Viridiplantae, Streptophyta, Magnoliopsida, Gentianales, Rubiaceae. The record is from RefSeq and is a predicted model, not a curated record.